GGUAACUUUCCAGGCUCGGAAAAUGGAGUCAAUGGGAGGGUGAGGUGUGAAUGGAGAGGCGAGUUUUAAGUUUUAACCACCAUGGAUGAAGAAUCGCCGUUAUAAUUCCCACCCCACCCCUGCCCCUGCGGGAGGAGACGCCUUCGAGUUCCCCUACUGACACCGGGCGCGGGCCGAGAGGGUCCUCCUUCGGUCACGAGUCGUAAUCCAUCAACCUCUUCCGAUCCAAAUUCAAAGCGCAUCCUCAAAGAUAACCAUACCAACUCUCUCUCUCUCUCUCUCUUUACUGGGUUUUGAUUGUGACCUCAAAUUGGGGAGAGUUUGCCUGAGACUACGCAUUGGAAGCUGAAGAGGGCUAUUAUUCUGCCCUUUUCUUUUGUGGGUCUGAGCGGUAUCGGCUGCGAAGCUAUUCGUUUGCAAAUUCUGCAAUGCUCGCGAUUGGGUUGUUUUCAGGAUCCAGCCAGUAAAAGUCUAGAAAGGUUACCGAUGGUUGAGGGAAUCGAUCCACUGAAUCCCUUCAAAUCUAGACAUCUGCAAUUUAUUCGAAGGACGGUUCAGAUUAUUCAGAUGACCGGGAGAUAUAUCUAUGACACUGGCAAAUGAAGAUGUAUAGCAUGGGUUGAAACAAAAAUUCGAGUACAUUCAAGAAGAAAGGCCUCCAACAGGUCCAAAUCAAGUAUACGAGAUAAAGGACUUACAGACAGAAAAGACCAGGUUCUGCAGAGAUCUGAUGGAUUCUGGUUGUGUAUAGAUUGCAAUUUCUGGGGAGAGAGAGAGGAAUAGAAAAUGAGGAUGAGGAACAAACAAAGAAAAACAACAAUUUUAGGUUGGAAUGCAGGGAGCAGAUGUUCAAUGCCCACUCUGAUAUGGAGUUUGGUGGGAUUCCUCCUUUUGCUUCAUUUUUAUUCCACUCUCCAUAAAACUGACAAAGUGGAGGAGACACAGUUGCAAAUGAGUCACCCUAGUUUUCAAGAACUGCAGGUGGUUGAGGAGGAAAAUAUCCAAAUUCCUCCACCUCGUGGAAGGCGUUCUCCUCGCGCAGCAAAACGGAGACCUAAAAAGAAAACCACCUUGAUUGAUGAGUUUCUUGACGAGAAUUCCCCAAUCAGGCAUGUUUUUUUUCCUGAUCAUCGAAGUGCCGUAGAUCCAACCAAGGACACAGGCAAUGAUAGCUCUUACUACUUUCCGGGGAGGAUGUGGUUGGACACUGAAGGAAAUCCCAUUCAGGCCCAUGGAGGUGGUAUUAUGUAUGAUCCGCGUUCGAGGAUGUAUUAUUGGUAUGGAGAAUAUAAAGAUGGUCCCACUUUCAUUGCCCCAAAGGGAAUAGCACGAGUUGACAUCAUAGGAGUCAGCUGUUACUCUUCGAAAAAUUUGUGGACUUGGAGAAAUGAAGGAAUAGUCUUAGCAGCCGAAGAAGCAAAUGAAACGCAUGAUCUCCAUAAGUCGAACGUUCUAGAGAGGCCAAAAGUGAUUUACAAUGAAAAGACUGGAAAGUAUGUCAUGUGGAUGCACAUCGAUGAUGCCAACUAUACCAAAGCGGCAGUUGGUGUUGCCAUCAGUGAUUAUCCCACUGGUCCCUUCGAUUAUGUCUUCAGUAAGCGGCCCCAUGGGUUCGAAAGCCGAGACAUGACAAUCUUCAAAGAUGAUGAUGGCAUGGCUUACCUUGUUUAUUCUUCUGAGGACAACAGUGAACUUCAUAUUGGUCCCCUAACAGAGGACUAUCUCGAUGUUACUCCUGUCAUGAAGAAAAUUCUUGUGGGUCAACACAGGGAAGCUCCAGCUUUGUUCAAGCAUGAUGAGACUUACUACAUGAUUACAUCCGGGUGCACCGGCUGGGCCCCAAAUGAGGCAUUGGCCCAUGCGGCAGAGUCAAUCAUGGGGCCUUGGGAGACAGUGGGCAAUCCGUGUAUCGGUGGAAGCAAAAUGUUUAAGCUGACUACCUUUUUUGCGCAGGGUACGUUUGUCCUCCCAUUAGCAGGGCUCCCCGCUUCAUUUAUUUUUAUGGCUGAUAGAUGGAACCCAGCUGAUUUGAGGGACUCCCGGUAUGUCUGGUUGCCUCUGAUAGUUGGAGGCCCUGCUGAUUGGCCACUUGAAUACAAUUUCGGGUUUCCAGCAUGGUCGAGAGUGUCAAUUUAUUGGCAUAGGAAGUGGAGACUUCCCAGCGGAUGGAGUGAUAUAAAACGAUGAGGUUCUUUUUUUUUGGGGGGUUAAAUACUAGUUGUAUCACAUACGAGGCCUUUUGAUUUAGGUUCACUCUCUGGGUUUGAUUUCUUGAAUGAUUUGAUGAUCUCUGGUGUGCCUGCGGCAUGGUCGUUUCAAGCCAAAUAUGCAGAUGCUGAAGAAUAUCAGCUGAGGACUGUCGUAGAGCUCACUCAUUUAUUUGUAUAGGUAGUGUUAAUAGUAGUUGAGCAUGCCUGUCCAGUACCUUAUGCUAAGAUUCGCCUCGGUAUUGCCUUAAUCUUCAUCUUUCUGCUGGAUACCCAAUCACAUCUGCAUUCCUGACCAUAUUGAUCUGAGAAAGAUAUGGUCGGAGCCGAAUAUUUUGGCCUUUGAGGUGAGGGCUUUUCAGAGGCUUUUAGACACCACGAGACUUUGAAGAUUCAAGGAGGAGUGUCGGCAUUCUACGGAUCUCCCUUUUGAGAAUUAAGAAUUCUCACCAGCGGUUCUAUAGCGACAAGCUUAUUGCAGUCAAGGUACAAUACCAGCAUUCGUGGCACUGUUGUCUUCGAAGAGCAGCCUUGAUUUUGUCAUUUUGGACUGGGCUACUUUGUAACGGAAAAUCAUAGGGAGUGCUGUACUAUCGACACUGUGAACUAGUGGUUCGGUCACUUUGCUUCAAGCAAUUGUUCGUUCACUGUGGGUCUCCUUGGUCUGGUUCCCAAUUUGCACGGGAAGUGAGAAAAGCCUUUCUAGAUUUGUACCAUGUUUUCGCUUUUUACCGACAAAACCUUCCAUGUUGAAAGACGUGCAUUUCUUUGGAAAGGAGAGUAUUUAUGUCAGCCAUAUUUGCUA
Molecule: messenger RNA, 3012 nt
Organism: Eucalyptus grandis
Lineage: Eukaryota; Viridiplantae; Streptophyta; Magnoliopsida; Myrtales; Myrtaceae
Exons: 5
Coding region: 787-2187 (466 amino acids)
Biological process (GO): carbohydrate metabolic process
Molecular function (GO): hydrolase activity, hydrolyzing O-glycosyl compounds
Source: RefSeq, a predicted model, not a curated record